Molecule: messenger RNA, 747 nt
Organism: Chaetomium strumarium
Lineage: Eukaryota; Fungi; Ascomycota; Sordariomycetes; Sordariales; Chaetomiaceae
Exons: 1
Coding region: 1-747 (248 amino acids)
Source: RefSeq, a predicted model, not a curated record
AUGAUCUUCACGACACAUAUCAGGCUUGCCGUCGUGGGCAUAUACCUCCUCAUGUACGUUGUGAGUCCGGCCGGGGCCACAACCUUCGAGUUCCCGUCGUGUGUUGAAGGCUGCAUAGCGUCAUCCGGCUGCAAAACCAACAGCGCUAAAUGCAUGUGCCGGGAGGCAAGAGAACUCCUGCUGGACUCCGUCAUUUCCUGCAUGUACUUCAACUGCAAAGCGGACCUUCGAAAUUUCGAGGACAGCUUCCUGAAGCCCAUAGAGGAUGGUUGUGAGCGCAACGACCGCGAUAUUCCCAGCUCCAAGGUCAAGGCGGCCGAGAGCUUGGCGAGUAGCUACAUCUCGAAGCUGACUCCUCUCACGACUACGAAGAGCUCGACAACUGAGCGGGCGCCAACGCCUACGCUACCGACGUCCACGCCAAGCUCUUCGACAACCUCCGAACUUUCGUUGUCUUCUAAGACCACGGAACAAAACACGCCGGCGAGCACCUCGGUCACGGACAACGGUAGCGAGACUAGGUCGACAUCCGCAGCCGAAGAUACCACUGCCGCGCCGACAUUGGUUCUAGCGCCGUCAGCGGCCGCCCAGCCCUCUACUUCUCGGUCUCCGGCCUCUGACUCUGGGUCUGGCUUCGAUACCGACCCGUUUGGGAGCUCAUCCUCUGCUGGGCACGUGGUUCAGCCGUUAUUCUCUCUCUUGGGGCUACCCCUGGUUGUCGGUAUGCUGGCGCUGGCUUUGAGGUGA